Trematosphaeria pertusa is the source of this 903-nucleotide messenger RNA. RefSeq lists its product as uncharacterized. The record is from RefSeq and is a predicted model, not a curated record. The transcript has a single exon. Bases 1 to 903 code for a protein of 300 amino acids. NCBI's taxonomy places the organism in Eukaryota, Fungi, Ascomycota, Dothideomycetes, Pleosporales, Trematosphaeriaceae.
AUGUCCCGUCCUGACGAUCUCAAAAUCAAGGGUCGUGCUAGCGCUGGUUUUGCCCAUGAGCCCGACGACUUCAAAAUCAAGGGUCGUGCUGGCGCUGGUUUGAACCCAGCUCCGCCUUCCCAGGAGGCUCCGCCAAACGAGGGCUGGAGUCAGUAUCGAAGCUACCUCAGGAACACUGGCCCAGACAUGGUCUUCGGAAGCAACGGCGACAUACGUGAGCCAGGGGACCCAACACCUUCGUCCCCGCGUUCGCCACUGCACAUUCGAAGGCCGCGAGCGCGAGGACGACACCGGCGCCCGGACAUGUACCCCCCGCCUGGGGAUUUCUAUACCCCAUCGUACGAACCGCGUGGUUUUCCGGAUGGCGAUCGCCGACGACGCCAGGAGCGAUCCCUGACUCGAGACUCCGAGCACUUUGAGUAUAAGCACAACCGUUCACCGCGUAGCGAGUCUCGUGACUAUCGAUAUAAAGACCGUGGACGGCGCCGUGAGCGUUCCCCUGCGGCAGAGUACGAGUCUACGUACCGCCGCUCCCCGUCCCGCUAUGAUCGCUCGCCGUCCCGCUCUCAGUCAAGGACACCGGUUCGCCGAGGACGUCCCCAGUAUACCCAGGAUCGAUCAAGGAGUCCGAUUCGUCAUGAAGAGGGGCGCGGCAGCCCUCGGCGCCGUGGACGCUCUCGCUCGUCACGAUGUCAACGCGAUCACUAUCGCGCAGUGCCUCGCAACCGAUCCCGGGAGCCUGAACGCCGUAACACGACACGUGAAGGGCUCCAGCGCCGCAACCGCUCUCCGCUGCCACCGCAGGAAGAGGAGUACAGGGGGCAUAGAGGCAGCAAACGGCGGGCGCCAGAGGCGGGCAGCUCGCAUCCAUCUCCGAAGCGCCGCCGCAGGGAUCAGGCCUAA